Panonychus citri (citrus red mite) is the source of this 5132-nucleotide messenger RNA. It is a transcript of the gene Iml1, whose product is annotated as GATOR complex protein Iml1-like. Gene Ontology annotation, molecular function: GTPase activator activity. The record is from RefSeq and is a predicted model, not a curated record. Gene Ontology annotation, biological process: negative regulation of TORC1 signaling; intracellular signal transduction; positive regulation of autophagy. NCBI's taxonomy places the organism in Eukaryota, Metazoa, Arthropoda, Arachnida, Trombidiformes, Tetranychidae. Gene Ontology annotation, cellular component: GATOR1 complex; lysosomal membrane.
UUCCUGUGAUUUUCAUUUAAUUGUUACACUAUUAUUGUGAAUUUUAAAUUAUCAUCUAUACAAGUGAUUAAUUAGCUUAUUUACAAAUGACACAAACUCUCCAAUUAUGGAGAGAGUAUACAAACUUCAAGUCCAUGGAAGUGUUAAAGUAGAAGAGGAACUUCUGAUUAGCUCUAAAGAUGCUGCUGAUUUUAAAAAAGAUGAUGUCUUAGAAAUCUAUUCAGAUGAAGUUAAUUACAGUCAUCUAUUGCUCUGUCUUAAGGGUUACCUGGAUCCUAAAGAUGUUAAAUCAAAGGAUAAGCAAUGUAUUAGUAUUGAACAAUCAAUCGCCAGUAGUUUCCACCUUCGACCUUACCUGGACGUUAAAGUGCGAAAAGUUAAUCCGAAAGAUGUUACCCUUGACUCUGUUGAGUUAAGUUUUAAAGACCAAUAUCUAUCUCGAAGUGAUAUGUGGAGGAUAAAAUGUCAUUUAUUAAAAAGUUGCGUUUAUCUAAACAAAACGAUAAUCUAUGCUAAUAUACGAUGUACAGUGUUCGAGAUGUGGUCUCAGGGUGAACGGGUUGCCUGUGGUUAUAUUGGUGAAGAUACUAAAGUUGUAUUUCGAUCAGCAUCUAGUAUGGUUUAUCUUUUUAUUCAAAUGAGCAGUGAAAUGUGGGACUAUGAUAUUAAUGGUGAUCUCUACUUCGAAAAGGCUAUAAACGGAUUCUUAUACAAUCUAUUUGCCAAAUGGAAGAGAUUCAAUUGUACACAUGAUGUAACCAUUGUUUUGUUUUCUCGGACAUUUUAUAAAGCCAAAAGUACUGAUGAAUUUCCUCAUGAGAUGAGACAAUGUCUUCAACAAGAUUACAAGAAUCGAUUCUAUGAAGAUUUUUACAGAGUUGCUGUACAAAAUGAUCGCUUUGAAGAUUGGAAUUCAGUUCUUAUUCAACUCAAGACACAUUUCAAUGAAUAUGAAAAAGAGGUAUUAAGAUACCAUGAUAAGCCUGGAGUGAAAAUACCCAAAGCAUUCAAUUCAACAUCUUCUCAGGGUAAUUUUCUUGAAGUCCUCAACAUGUCACUCAACGUCUUUGAAAAACAUUAUCUUGAUCGUAGUUUUGACCGAACUGGACAAUUAUCUGUAGUUAUCUCUCCGGGAGUUGGCGUUUUCGAGGUUGAUUUCGAGCUUAGUAACAUAACAAAACAACGAAUCAUUGACAACGGUAUCGGCAGUGAUUUAGUUUGUCUCGGAGAGCAACCUCUACAUGCUGUACCUCUUUUCAAGUUCAAUCGUGGUAACACCUCACCUUAUCCACUGACUGCUGCUGAUCUCUAUAAUAUGCCUCAUUGGAUCAAUUUAAGUUUUUACUCAUCAUCUAAUAAUCACUUUUGCUCAAGUUAUGUACCUCGUAUUAAGAUGCCAAACAUUUUACCAAAGAGUGAAAAACCCAAUUGGAACAAGCAAUCUAACCUUUAUCGCUCACCUAGUAGAGACUUAACUUCAAAUGACUCAGCCAAUAAUUUCUGUCCGAUUAUGUCGGUUCUUGACUAUGAUGAAUAUGAUGAAAAAGUUUUCAAGGCUCAAUCCCAUGUCUUUGCAGCCAAUUAUACGUGCCAACCAUCGACUCGAAGGAAAUCAACAAUGGGCUCUCAUUUUCAUCUUGCUGAUUUUUCUGAAACUGAUCGGAAUCAACGAAGAGCCUCUGACGCUUUAGCUUUUGGUCUGGAGAUGAACAAUCAACCAACUAAUUCUAAUUCCAUAUCAACUGCUAUGUCAAUACCUACAAAUAACAAUUCUCAAAGCGCUUCUAGUCACGGAACUCUUUCUACUUCUGUUGAAAGUAAAACCACAAAAGCCCUCCGACUUAAAUUAGAAUCCAAGGAUGACCUUACUCUCCACAGGUACAAUAACCCAACACUGCCAUAUCGAGGUAGAGCCACUACAUCCCGGCCAAAAGCCUUGAUUAAUCCGUUUGAUCCUUCCCAUGUAUCCAUUAAGUUGACUUCUAAUCGUCGUCGUUGGACUCACGUUUUCCCUCUUGGCCCAACGGGUAUUUUUAUGCAACAACAUCAUUACCAAGCAGUUCCCCAAAAUACAGCGUGUACUUUACUUCCAUUAUCUGCUUGUAAUCGUAAAUCACGAAAUAGUAACAGUGAGAGUAACAAUGAGUCUAACGAUUGUGUCGGUAUCCAUAGACCCAAACAACAUCCACGUAGUGAUAGUUAUUCAUCUGUUGGUCGAAGUUUAAGUCCAAGCGGUGAUAGUCCACAUUCACUUGAAUCAACUCGAUCCAAGCGAGUUGGAAGUCGAACCGCUUCAAUUAUAUCAGCUGAUCCUCAUACCGAUAAAAGUUUAACAUGGGCCUGGGGAGCUACCGGUGAACAGGAAUGGACUCCAGCAAUUACAACCGGUGUCGAUUGGAAGUCACUUGUUAUUCCAGCCUGUCUUCCAUUGACCACUGAUUUUAUACCUGAUAAUCGUAGUUUAGACAAUGAUUAUGUUACCUCAGAAUAUAGUUUACUUCCGGAAGUAUUGGUAAAUGAUUCUUCUCGUUCUGGUGAUAAUGAGAUGGAAAAUCAAUUAACUCGGUCCCCAUUAACUACUACACAAGUUUACAAAGAGCUUAUCUGUCAAAGACUUCAAAUGGGUUUUCAAACAAUUGUUUACCCUAAAGAUAAUGUUCCCAGUUCAAUGAUUCUUAAUCCUCAAGGUGAUCCAUAUGAUCAAACUUUAAGUAUUGGUAGGAUUUUUCAUCGUUUAAAAUUGGAAAGCUCAAUGGUCAAUGUUAAAGUAUAUCGGCCUCGUCAUCCUUAUCCGGUUAAAAAGAUCCACUACUGUUAUCGUUUCCGUGCUCCCGACAAUGAGACUUACGGUGUUUCAUGGGCUGAUUUUGCUAGUGAAAAGUUAGAAUCUUAUACAUGGAAUUAUUUAGAUAAUUAUGUUUGUGCUCGAGGUGAUAAUGAAUAUGAAUUGAAAGAUGAUCUUAAAUAUUGGAGACUUCGUUUACUAGUUUUACCAAAACGUGAAUCGAUAACUCGUAAAGUAAUUGAUUCUCUUUAUGAAGCUGACAAUUCUGAUCCAACUUGUGAACUUUAUCCCAAUUGGGAUUUAGAAGAAAAAUAUCAAUUACAAGAAGUUUUAAAAUUUGUCGAAAUAAUUAAUACCAUUAGACGAAAUACAACAAGUGGACGACGAUUAGUUAGUGAUACACAAAAGAAUACUGAAAGUAAACGAAAAUCAGGUAUCUGUUUAAAAUCAAUUGUUCUUGCUAACAAAAUAAUAGAAAAUGGUUCAACCAAGGAUCGACUAUUAUCCAAUAAUCUAAUCAAUGUUAGGAAUAAAUUAACUGGAAGAUGUGAUAAUCGUCUUACUAACAAUCGCGAUGAAAUAGAUGGUAACUCUUCUUCCGUCAUUGUUCCCGUAACAGGAUUAAAUUUAGUGGAUUUAGAUAAAGCCGAUACAGAGGAUUACAUUGAAUCGAUUCAGCCCAAAAAAUUGAACACGAGUAUGUCCCAUAAAACGUUGGUCGAUAAAUUGAAAAAUCACUCAAAUGUUUAUUUCUUUGGUAGAGAUAUUUGUCUCCCAGAAUUUACAUUCAUCAGCGCUGAAGCGGUUUCAUGGGCUAUUGAAUCAAUUGAUGGUGUAUUCAAUGAGGAAAAUGCUUCUGAUCUAUUCCAAGAGAUGUUAAAUUGUGGAUUAAUUUGUCAUGCAUCGGGUUAUAAUAAGAUUCCAUUUGAAUAUGGUUUACAUUUUUACUUUAUUGUUGACAAAUGUAAUGAACAAUUGAUUGAUGAUGAUGAAUGUAAAUAUGAAUUGUUCCAGCGAAGUUGGUUUGAAGUGAAAUUAUUACCUGCUCGAGUAUCAGGUCCAAGUGAAUGGUCAAAACCACCAAGUGAAAUUGUUAAACUUAGAAAGUCAAUUAUGCAAUUUAAUAGAGCAGUAAUUGAUUUAGAUGCUACGGGUAAAGGUGGACGAGUUGAAUGGUUACACGCUAAAUAUCAGGCCUCUUAUCAUCCAGAUUAUUCAUAUGAGAUGGAGCUCCAAUGGAUGGUUGCUACAAGUAGUCAACUUGUUGAUAUUGUCCAACAAUGGGCUCGUAAAACGGGUGCCGGUGGAUUUCAUUUAGUCCCAAUUCCAAAUGAUCCGUUUGCUUUACCAUUCGCAAGUAAAUCAGAUCCUCUUCGUGGUCCCAUUUUUAUACAACUUAAUCUAGAUGAGUUACCUUCUAAAGCUCGGCAAUAUCUUCAAGGAGAUAAUCUGAUUAACUUUCGAAAAGAUAUUCUUAAAAGAUUCGGGUUUUUAACCUUUAACGAAGCGGCUCAAGAUCAGCGGCAACAAUUUAUCCAUGUCUCUGGAAGUAUUUUUGUCCUUUUACCUGAUACAAGUUCAGAAACGAAAUCACAAAAAGGAGUAUCAAAGGCUGAAGAUAUUUGCAGUCCCCACGAAGAAUACAUCACCAGGCAUUUUUCUGGAGUCAAGCAAACGGAUCGAAAUGGAUUAGAAGAUAUCAGAAAUGGGUUCUUAUGGGCUUGGAAUUACAUGAUAACCAAACGAUGGAGGAGCAACGUUACUGGAGAUGAAACUUAUAUGAGACGAUUCAUGAGAAAUUUCCGUCGAUUCUGUUGGAAUACAGGGGGACGAUUAGUUGCCUUUUGGAAUGAGUAUAGUGAGAAUGCAAUUAAAGAUGCAUCUUUGGCAUUUGAAUCAAGUGUCUAAUUACCUGAUCGUUUAGGUUUAAUCAAUCAAUCAAAACAUUUAAUUCUCACUUUCGAAACAAAGUCAAAACAUACGAAGAGAUGAAAAUCUUUUCUUAUCAUUCAAAUUUCGGACUCUGUUGAUCAUAACAAAUCUAAAUGGAGAGAGAAAGAGAGCUGCCUAAGCCAUAACAAUCAUCAAAUUAGAUUAAUCAUUAAUUUGAUUUGAUAAUCUGCGAAUAUCAUUAAUUUGAAUCCCAAAGGAAGUGUAAGGAAAACCAAAUCCUUGAAUCCAAGAUGCACAAAAUCACUCAUAUCAUUUAAAAAACUUCCUACUGAUCAACAUCAUAACAACCUCGAAGUCAUAAUAAUUACAGCUAAUUGCAAACUGUUAACUGAUCAUCAUCUUUGUUACUCAUUUUGGAUGAAUUAAAUUUUUUAAUAAUUGUUUCAGAUGAAAA